AUGUCUUCUCUUCGUUUCAUUGUGUUGGCGGCGUUAGUGGUUGUGGCCAUCCAGGCUCACCUUCAGCACACACCCAGCCCAGGCCCGAAGAAGCCGACCUUGUUGAACUUGUUGGCCCCUCAAGUUCAAGGUAAUAUAUGCUCGCAUUUUAGUGUUCAGUUUAUCAGUCUGUCGGGAAAAUAGUGAGCAUUCUGUCGUAUCGAAAAACGCAUCGCCGCCGCGAAAAUCAAUUGUGUCGCGCCAUAAUCAAAUGGCUUUUCACUUCAGCGACAUUGUGCUCAUUAUUUUCCCGACAGACUGAUAAAAGGAGCCACGAAGAGAAGGCCUCCAAGUGCGCCGCUUUUACAUAGAUCAUUAGAGUAAGCGCAACGCCUAGAACGGUUGAGAAAACCCUAUUUUGACCGUAAUUUUACCAGUAUUGCGUGACAUCUUUGCCGACAUUCGAUCUAAAAAUCUGGGCUGAAAGUCUUGCAUAUUUCUCGAAAAAGAUUAACCUAAAUCUGUUCCAAAUUUCAUCAAAACGCAAGCGUCGCACUUGGAGUACUUCCCUUGUUAGCCAUUCGCAAAACUAAAUAACCUUCAGGAGCUCUCCCCAAGCCUCUGGUAAACUUGUUGGAUCAGGUUCAAUUGAAGGAAGUCGAUGGAUUGAAGGAGGUCAUCCAACAGCUCCCUCAAAUCACUGACCCAAAGAAGGUUGAGGAGCUGUUGAAGGAGAAGAGCCCCAAGAUUCUCGAGAUCUUGCAGAAGGUCGGACAGAAGCUGAAGGAGCUUUUCGAGCAAAAGAAGGCCAAGCUUUCUCCAGAAUCCCUUCAGUUCUUCGCUGAGGUAAGCCAUAAUUUGUGAGGUCUCCAUCUUGAUAUAAUGGAGUAAAAAGGAGGCUAAAUAUUCUUUCAUCUUCUGAAUAACUCGAAAAAACCUUGUUUUCAGAUCGGUGGAGUCAGCAAGGAGUCGCUCCAGAAGAUCCAGAAGAUCAUCCAAGAAAUCAAACCCGAAGUGAAGGACAACCUCAAGCAGGUCUUCCCCGAAGUGGCCGAUCUCCUCCAGACCCCCGCCGGACAAAAGAUCCUCCCCCUGAUCCAGAACGGCACCAUCCCCGGCGUCGGAACCACCCCUAAACCAUAA
Bursaphelenchus xylophilus (pine wood nematode) is the source of this 1122-nucleotide messenger RNA. The record is from the annotation of a GenBank genome assembly. NCBI's taxonomy places the organism in Eukaryota, Metazoa, Nematoda, Chromadorea, Rhabditida, Aphelenchoididae.